This is a messenger RNA of Seriola dumerili (greater amberjack), 2087 nucleotides long. RefSeq names its product epithelial stromal interaction 1 (gene epsti1). The record is from RefSeq and is a predicted model, not a curated record. Lineage: Eukaryota; Metazoa; Chordata; Actinopteri; Carangiformes; Carangidae. The transcript has 10 exons. The coding region runs from base 34 to 1080 and encodes 348 amino acids.
CUGAACCGGCCCGACUACUUCAGUGUGUGAAGAAUGGAUCCUUAUCAGCGCCAAAGAGACCGAGGCCCCCCCCGGAGAAACACUCACCUGUCAGAAGGUGCAUCAAACAUUCCUGCUAUUGAUCAAACACCUGAUACUCCGGACUCAAAUAACGCACCGGACAGCGGAAAUCCACCUGCGACAGACAGACGGCCUCAGUACUCAGGUGGAUUCACCGUGAUCCCACCAAAUGAAUCUCGGCGAAGCAAGAUGCAAAUGAUGGCUCAAAAAGAGGAGGAGGAGCUGCAGAAAUGGAAAGAGACAAACAGAGUCUCUUCUGUGCACGUGAAUCCACAGAGGCUGGGUGGUGAUGUAACAUUGGCUGAAGCCAGACAGAAGCAGCUUACAGACCUGCGUUGCUCCAAACUUCAGAAGAAGCUGAGGCAGGAGGAGCAGGACAGGAGGAGGAGAGAAGAAGAGGAGGCCAAUCUGCAGAGGAAGAAGGCCGAACAGAGGCAGAAGGCUGAGCGCCUGGAGGAGAGGAGCCGACAGGAGGAGCAGAGCAGGAGGGAGCAGUUCAGGCAGGAUCACCUCAGGGCAAAGGCGAGUUUUCUGCAGAGGUUUGAGAGGAGCGCCCCACGUCCACUGGCAUCCAGCAGUGCCACACACACGUCAUCCAGGACUGAAGCUGUGGAGAUUAAACAGGAGAAAAGUGAGAGAGAAGUUCAGCUGGAUCACAGGAGGGUGAACUCAGUCUUCCUGGACAAACUCGAGGCUCGGGGCGGAGGGAGCGAGACAGAGACCAAGCGGGAAAGAGGCGUUCAGGAGGCAGAGCGUCCCCGUUCGGCCUCUGAGCAUUUAAGACACCAGCCGUCCACCACAACGGGACAAGUCCCCCUCGCUCACCUGAAACCUGAUCCAGAGCAGAGCUGCCCCGGCUGGACACAGGAAGCUGACCCGGAGCCUGACUACAACUGGUCCUUGAUGAAACUGAUGAACAGCUUUCCAGACUACAACAAAGCAUUCCUGGAGGACAUCCUCGACCAGUGCAACGGCGACUACGAGCAGGCGUACACUCUACUCAUCUGCAUACUCAGCUGAAGUUUACAUUUCUUUCACUCAAUAAAAAGCAUAACCAGUGUUGAGGUGAUAAAGAAUAGCUGGAAAUCAGCUACAUACCUUGGUGGUGGAUGAAAGCAACUGCAUUAAAUAUAUACCCACUGAGCAGUAUGCACUUCCUAUAAUGUGUUUUUGAUUAUGCUAUUAAUCAUUGAGUGUUUGGUGUCUUGUAUCUGUCUGCGUGCACCAGUGAGUCAUGUUGGGGUUUUGCCCUGACGUGGAGUUGAAUCGAUUUUAGUUUUCGCCAGUUUAGUUGAAGGUCAUCGCCGUGACUCAUAAUCUUCAGAUCAUAUUUGGGGCUUUUAAUUGAAUCAAUGUGUGCAGAGGGAGGACGGCUCUACCCAAAUACAUGAUGCUUUUUGUUUGUUUUAAAAAAUCAAAGUCACAUGUGAUGCAUCUAUAGCAGGAUUCUCACAUCACAUCAAAAGAUGCAAAUCCAAAUAGGAUUUUCUACUGACAGGGAUUUUAUGAUCGUUUUCAGUUUAACUUCACAGCAGCUUUAGAGGAUUUAAAUAAAACACCUUUUUGUUAGCGCCAACUGUUUUAAGUUUGGGUGUUGUCGCUAUAGAAAGUGGGUGAGGUUUCCAGGUGGGCAGAGGGCACAGAGCUGCUGGAAAUGGCAGCUUCAUAACGACACUGAGCUGGACGGCGGAGAUGGUUAUCACCCGACCGAGGCAACAAAGAACAAAGGGUGGUGCUCUCAACAUGGGGGGACUAAAAAAAAAAGAAAGAAAAAAAGAAAAUCCCCUUCGUCUAUUUUGGCAUGAAGCAAAGCAAAGAGCAUUUUACUGCUGAUGUCAUCCAGUAAAUGUCUUCACCCUGGAGAUCAACAAGAAACUCAGUGUCACCCCUGGCAGCUCUGCACUCAUCAAGACCAUAUCAUGUAACUGACAAAAGGUAGAAAAGAUCUCGGUAAUUUCCUGAAAAGAACCGAGUCGUAUGACAACAAGGAGAAUAUUCAUUUCUGUGAAUAAACUUCUCAAUUUAAA